Molecule: messenger RNA, 4684 nt
Organism: Anolis carolinensis (green anole)
Lineage: Eukaryota; Metazoa; Chordata; Lepidosauria; Squamata; Anolidae
Gene: ipo13
Product: importin 13
Exons: 20
Coding region: 550-3429 (959 amino acids)
Biological process (GO): protein import into nucleus
Cellular component (GO): cytoplasm
Molecular function (GO): small GTPase binding
Source: RefSeq, a predicted model, not a curated record
GGUUGCUCUGUAGGGUGCCCGGCCCAACUGUCAGUCAAUUAGCCCGGUUGUGCGACGGGGUGGUGGCCUGGCUGCCUUUUUCCCUGAGGGAGAGGAGCAGCCUUUUUCCUGAGGGAAAAGCGAGCGCCGAGCGAGGAAAAAGAGGCAAUCAGGCGCCCUCCUUUUCUCCGAGCGAGGAGCCCUUUCCGCCAUUAGGGGUGACAGGCAGGCAGGCAGGUUCACCCUGAAUGCCGUUGGGAGCAGGAUGGAUGGCCCCGCCCUUCUCCCCAAUUGAGAUUGACAGGCGGCACUGCCCCGCCCCUAUUCCGAGGUAGGAGACCCCAUUUCUUUUACAGAUUUCUCAUUGGAGAAGAUAGAUAGAUAGAGACCCCCUUGAGAGAGGCUCGCCCUUCUCUGAGGAAGGGAAUCGUUUGGGGAUCCCCCUCCUCUCUCCUCUCUCCUCUCUCCUCUCUCCUCUCAAGAUGUUGAUCCUGCCGCUGGCUCUGCUGCUUUCUCCGUGGCGGCUGUAGCCCGGGCUCCCCGCGAAGAGAGGGCCCUCGAGGGCGAGCCAUGGAUCGCCGCGGGGAGGCUCCCCUCCAGCUCCAGCAAAACCUGGACUUCACCGUCGAAAAUGUGGAAAAGGCGCUCCAUCAGUUGUAUUAUGAUCCCAACAUUGAAAACAAGAACCUGGCUCAGAAAUGGCUGAUGCAAGCCCAGGUAUCACCACAAGCCUGGCACUUCAGUUGGCUGCUUCUAGAGAUGGACAAGGUGCCUGAGAUCCAGUACUUUGGGGCCAGUGCCCUCCACAUCAAGAUUUCACGAUACUGGAAUGACAUCCCUACUGAUCAAUAUGAGAGCCUCAAGUCACAGCUCUUCAGCCACAUCACCCGUUUUGCUAGUGGUUCCAAGAUUGUGCUGACUCGACUUUGUGUGGCCCUUGCUUCAUUGGCUCUAAACAUGAUGCCAGAGGCCUGGCCAUGUGCUGUUGCCGACAUGGUACGCAUGUUCCAGGCAGAGGACUCUAACGUUGAUGGGCGAGCACGCUGCCUUGCUCUCCUGGAACUACUAACUGUCCUGCCUGAAGAGUUCCAAACCAGCCGUCUACCGCAGUACCGUAAAGGGCAGGUCCGUAGUGUCUUGGCACAGGAAUGCAGUUCUGUAUUCCCCCUACUAGAGCAAUUACUCCAACAACAAGACUCUCCCAGCUUCAUUAAACAGAAGGUGUUGAAGUGCUUCUCUAGCUGGGUACAGCUGGAGAUACCACUGAUGGAGUGUGAAAGCUUGAUUCAGGCUGCCUUUACCUCCUUGCAUGAUCCAGAACUCUUUGACACUGCUGUGGAGGCCAUAGUCAAUGCAAUUUCCCAGCCUGAUGCUCAGAGGUAUGUGAAUACUCUUCUGAAGCUCAUCCCGCCUGUGCUGGGGCUACAGGAACAACUACGUCAAGCUGUCCAAAGCAGAGAUAUGGAAACAUCUCAUGGCAUCUGCCGUAUUGCUGUGGCCCUAGGAGAGAAUCAUUCCCGAGCUCUCCUAGAUCAAGUGGACCACUGGCAGAGUUUUCUAGCGCUCGUCAAUAUGAUAAUGUUCUGCACUGGAAUCCCAGGACACUAUCCUGUUAACGAGACUACAAGCUCCCUUACGCUUACAUUCUGGUACACAUUACAGGAUGACAUCCUAUCUUUUGAUCCAGAAAAGCAGGCCAUGUACCAGCAGGUAUAUCGUCCUGUUUAUUUCCAGCUGGUGGAUGUGCUCCUGCACAAAGCUCAGUUUCCUUCUGAUGAGGAGUACAGCUGCUGGUCCUCUGAUGAAAAGGAGCAGUUCCGGAUAUAUCGAGUGGAUAUCUCAGACACUUUGAUGUAUGUGUAUGAAAUGCUGGGAGCAGAGCUGCUGAGCAGCUUAUAUGACAAACUGGGUCGCCUUCUGACCAAUACAGAGCAACCAUCUUCUUGGCAGCACACAGAGGCUUUGCUUUAUGGGUUCCAAUCCAUCGCGGAGACUAUAGAUGUCAACUACUCAGAUGUGGUGCCUGGUCUCAUUGGGCUCAUCCCUCACAUCAGCAUCAGCAAUGUGCAGCUUGCCGAUACAGUCAUGUUUACUAUUGGGGCCCUUUCAGAAUGGCUGGCUGACCAUCCUGUCAUGAUCAAUAAUGUCCUGCCCCUGGUGUUGCAAGCUCUGGGCAAUCCGGAGUUAUCUAUCUCAAGUGUCUCCACCCUUAAGAAGAUCUGCCGUGAAUGCAAAUAUGACUUGCCUCCCUAUGCUGCCAACAUUGUUGCUGUAUCUCAGGAUGUGCUAAUGAAACAGAUUCACAAGACAAGUCAGUGCAUGUGGUUGAUGCAAGCUCUGGGUUUCCUGCUGUCUGCCCUCCAAGUGGAGGAGAUCUUGAAGAACCUGCAUUCACUCAUUACUCCUUACAUCCAGCAACUGGAGAAACUAGCUGAUGAAACACCAAAUCCUUCCAACAAGCUGGCUAUCAUCCACAUCCUGGGCCUUCUCUCCAAUCUCUUCACCACACUAGACAUCAGCCACCAUGAUGAUGAUCAUGAAAGCACAGAGGUCAAGAAGCUGCCGGUGCCACAGGGUCCCAAUCCAGUAGUGGUGGUGCUGCAGCAAGUCUUCCAGCUCAUCCAGAAAGUCCUCAGCAAGUGGUUGAAUGAUGCGCAGGUUGUAGAGUCUGUGUGCUCCAUUUUUGAGAAGUCUGUGAAGACCCUCCUGGAUGAUUUUGCACCUAUGGUGCCUCAGCUAUGUGAGAUGUUGGGCCAGAUGUACAGCACUAUUCCUCAAGCAUCUGCCAUUGAUCUCACCCGGCAACUGGUUCACAUCUUUGCCCAUGAGCCUGCCCACUUCCCGCCCAUCAAGGCGCUCUUUCUGGUCAUCACAUCAGUUACACUAACCCUCUUUCAGCAAGGGCCCAGGGAUCAUCCUGAUAUUGUUGAUUCAUUUAUGCAACUCCUGGCACAGGCACUCAAACGGAAACCAGACUUGUUCCUGUGUAGCAGCCUGGAUGUCAAAGCAGUUUUCCACUGUGGUGUGAUCUCUCUGAAGUUCCCUGAGGCCCCAACAGUCAAAGCUGCCUGUGGCUUUUUUACCGAGUUGUUGCCACGCUGUGGGGAGAUUCCACCUGUGGGACAAGUCGUACAUGAGAAUGGCAAAAUGUUGUUGCAAGCUGUCCUUGAGGGUGUAGGAGGCCAAGCUUCACGGAAUUUGAUGGAUCACUUUGCUGAGAUUCUCUUUGCCCUCAACAAGCAUUGCUUCAGCUACUUGAGUGUGUGGAUCAAGGAAGUGAUGCAACAAGAUGGUUUUCCAUCAGCUCGUGUUAGCCCCGAGCAGAAGGAGAUCUUCAGCCAGCAAAUUCUUAGAGAACGUGUGAACAAACGACGUGUGAAGGAGAUGGUUAAGGAGUUUACACUUCUUUGUCGGGGACUGCAUGGUACUGAAUACACAGCAGACUAUUGACAGGGCUAUGAAGCAAAAAACUGUAGCAUGAACAGGUCUGAUGACUACCUGUCUCUGCCCUAUGCUGCUACUGAACCAGGACAAUAACUCUUCAACUAACCUACUGAGGUUGCUCCUAUCCAGGUGGGCUGCUUGUCCAUCCCUCCUGCAUGUUCAGAGGCAGCAGGCUGCAAGGACUUGGAGCAGAAGCUGGAGCCGAGGACAGCCCCUCCCUAUGCUGGGCUGGUGCAAUGACUAGCCCUUGCCUCUCUGGCACACUCCUGUAGACAAAUGUGUGGUAUUAUCUGUUCCUAAAGAGCCUGCCCUUGCCCUGCAUGUGGCAGCUUGUGUUUGAUGGAAGUGAAAGGCCCUACAGCCUUGAAUUAUAUGAAGACUGUUUCUAAGUUGUGAUCUUCAGUGAAUUGUGAAAGGUGGGGUGGAUUGAUGGAGGAGAGCUAAAGUGUUGGCACUGGCAAUUAUACUUUCAUUUGCCCUAACCAAAGUGGGUAAUAAACAACUAUCUAUCACUUCCAAAAGAAAUCCAGAUUCUGCAGUAAGGUAGAAGGAGCAUUUUCUAUGAAACAAGUGUUUUGCUCAUUCUUGGCAUUCUUUAGAGGAGAUGCUUCUAUUAUCUACUUCACAAUUGCUUUUGUUAAUCUAGAGGAACAUCCUGGAAAUCUCAUAUGUAACUUGUCCCUUCAAAGCUGUAAAGAAGUGAACAAUAGCUACUAAGCUCAAUGUGAAAGAUGAAAAAGUCCUGAUGCCUUUUCUUCCUGAGGCUUAACAUGCCAUAACAGAUGUGAGGAUAUGAUGGCUGUUGUGGUUGAGAUGGGGCCAGGAGGAACUAGGAAGAGGAAGAAAUUAUUCUCAUAUCGAAACGGUUAAUGUCACAGGAUUGGAGGCUGAUGGAGUGGAGCCAUUCUGCAAUUCAUAUCCACUGACUGCAGGUGCAGUCUCUCUCUCUCUUCAGUCUCUGGAUGUACAGGGUGUUUGAAAAAGAACUCCCUAGUUUUAAGUAUAAUUACAUUAAAACUAGGGAGUUCUUUUUCAAACACCCUGUAUUUACUUAGCUUCCAUAAAAGUAGUAGCUCAAGCUAACUACUUUACUUUUCCAUUUCCCUGACUCUUGCAUAAAACCUUAGUGCGAGGUGAACUCUUAAUGUAUUUCUGCUUAAUGAAAACAAACAAAAUUCAUCAUCAUGCUAUUUGAAAAACAACCUUUAGAUAUCAACCUGGCGAGAUCACGGAGGCUGAAAUAAACAUGAUCUGGAGUUUA